This is a messenger RNA of Emericellopsis cladophorae, 1098 nucleotides long. RefSeq lists its product as uncharacterized. Gene Ontology annotation, cellular component: cytosol. Gene Ontology annotation, biological process: hypoxanthine salvage; adenine catabolic process. The coding region runs from base 1 to 1098 and encodes 365 amino acids. The transcript has a single exon. Lineage: Eukaryota; Fungi; Ascomycota; Sordariomycetes; Hypocreales; Bionectriaceae. Gene Ontology annotation, molecular function: adenine deaminase activity. The record is from RefSeq and is a predicted model, not a curated record.
AUGGACGGCCUUGAGAUCAGCCCCUUCAUCCAGUCCCUCCCCAAGGUCGAGAUCCAUGUCCACAUUGAGGGCACGCUUCGCCCCGCCAUCCGAUGGGCCCUCGCUCAACGUAACAAGAUACCAGUUGUCACAAAGGGCGUCACAUACCACACAUAUGAAGAGCUCCUCGAGUCCUACAAGGUCAUAUACAACCAUCGCCCCGAGCAAGGUGGGAGGAAGGACGUGCCUACCUUCCUGGAGGCGUACUUUGCUGGGUGCGAUGUAUUGAGGACAGAGGACGACUUUUACGACAUGUCCAUGGACUACCUCAAGAGAUGCUCCGAGAUGAACGUCAGAUGGGCGGAGCCAUUCUUCGAUAUCCAAGCGCAUACGAGACGGGGCAUCCCCUUUGAGCACGUGCUGAACGGGUAUCUUCGCGCCCAGCAAAAUGGCGAGAAGGAGUACGGCGUCAAGAGCAAAUGGAUCUUCUGCCUUCUCAGAGACGAGCCAGUGGAGGAGGGUGCAAAGGCAUAUGACCAAGCACUCCCGUGGGCCGACACGCCAAACGGCAAAGGGCUGUUUCACGCCGUGGGACUGGCGAGCAAUGCCUAUAAGCGACCACCCGUGCUGUUCAAGCAAUGCUUCGAGAGAGCCAAGCGUGAUGGCUUGCACAUCACGACACACUGUGACUUUGGACAAACAGACACCCACGAGCACAUUCGCCAGGCCAUCUUCGACAUUGGUAUCGAGAGGAUCGACCACGGACUCGAUGCGCUCGACGACGACAAGCUCAUCCAGGGCCUGGUGGACAGCAAUAUUGGCCUAACUCUGUGCCCCCACGCGUACCACCGACGGACAAAGACAGAGGUGCUGUUCCCCAAGCUGCGCCAGCUGCUGGGAAAGGGCGUCAUGUUCUGUAUCAACAGCGACGACCCCGUUUACAUGCACGACGUGUGGGUGGACGGCAACAUGGAGAAGGCGUACCACUAUGGGGAUCUGACCAAGGGGGAAAUGGUGGGACUGGUGCGCAAUGCUGUGCACAUGUGCUGGGCCGAUCAAACAGUCAAGGACACGAUACUGGAGGGGCUUCAGGAUAUUGGCACUGGCGAGGACCUUUAG